UCCCCUGGCUGGCGCCGCGGCUGCCAGCGCGGAGCGGGCACGGCGCUGGGAGCGCAGUGCCGUGAGGGGCCGCGCGAUGUGGCUGAAGCCCGAGGAGGUGCUGCUGAAAAAUGCCCUCAAGCUGUGGGUGCAGGAGCGCUCCAACCAGUACUUCGUGCUGCAGAGGCGGCGGGGCUAUGGCGAGGAGGGCGGAGGCGGGCUGGCAGGUCUCCUUGUGGGAACGCUGGAUGCAGUGUUGGACUCCACGUCGAAAGUCGCCCCGUUCCGCAUCCUGCACCAGACCCCCGACUCCCAGGUCUACUGGUCCAUCGCCUGUGGAUCCAGCAGAGAAGAAAUAACAGAACAUUGGGAGUGGUUAGAACACAAUGUUAUGAAGACUUUAUCAGUGUUUGAUUCAAAUGAAGACAUUACGAGCUUUGUCCAGGGAAAGAUAAGAGGUUUGAUUGCUGAAGAGGGAAAAGAUUCUUUUGUAAGAGAAGAUGAUCCUGAGAAGUUUCGUGAAGGUCUUAUGAAGUUUGAGAAGUGUUUUGGAUUACCAGAGCAGGAGAAGUUGAUUACCUACUACUCGUGCAGUUACUGGAAGGGCAGAGUGCCCUGUCAGGGAUGGCUGUAUCUUAGUACCAACUUCCUUAGCUUCUACUCGUUUUUGCUUGGAGCAGAAAUAAAACUUAUUAUCUCCUGGGAUGAAAUAUCAAAACUUGAGAAAACUUCCAAUGUGAUUCUGACAGAGAGCAUUCAUGUGUGCUCCCAUGGGGAAGAUCAUUAUUUUUCCAUGUUUUUGCACAUUAGUGAAACAUUCCUUCUCAUGGAGCAGCUGGCAAACUAUGCAGUUAGAAGGCUUUUUGACAAGGAGACAUUUGAGAAUGAUCCAGUACUUCACGACCCUCUGCAGAUCACCAAGAGAGGCCUGGAGAGCCAUGCCCACAGUAAGCAUUUUAGUGCAUUCUUCAGGCUACCUAAAGAAGAGUCCUUGAAGGAAGUUCAUGAGUGCUUCUUAUGGGUUCCUUUCAGUCAUUAUAACACCCAUGGGAAAAUGUGCAUUUCAGAAAACUACAUUUGCUUUGCUAGCCAGGAUGGCAGCCUGUGCAGUGUAAUCAUUCCAUUGAGAGAGGUCACAGGGGUGGAUACAGCAGAUCCAGCCAACAGAGGAGUCAGCAUUAGUACCAAAGGGAAAACAGCUUUUCGUUUCACAGAGGUGAGAGAUUUUGGACAGCUUGUGGCAAAGCUCAGAAUGAAAUGCAAUGCAACUGCAAGUCCACAGCACAUCAGAAGUACUGAGGUUGCAGCUGGUUCUGCUGCUGACAGUCCAAAGGAUUUUGGUGCAGGACAGUCAAAGAUGGGCCAGAGAGAUGACAGCAAAACUGUCAGUACAGAAGCACUUAUGACUGUCUACCAUCCUCAGGAUGCUGAGAACCUUGACUCUAAAAUGUUGAAAGAAAAAAUGAAGGAGCAGUUGUGGAACAUCCUGUUUGCAGAACGGGGCCAUGGGGUCAGUAUGUUUCGAACAAAGAAGACUCGAGACCUAGUUGUAAGGGGCAUCCCAGAGGCAUUAAGAGGAGAACUCUGGCUGCUCUUCUCAGGUGCUGUAAAUGAUAUGGCAUCCAACCCUGGUUAUUACACUGAGUUGGUGGAAAAGUCCUUAGGAACGUGCACUUUGGCUACUGAUGAAAUUGAGCGAGAUUUACGUCGCUCCUUACCUGAGCAUCCUGCUUUUCAAAGUGACACAGGAAUUUCUGCCCUCAGGAGAGUUCUUACAGCUUAUGCAUUCAGGAAUCCACAAAUUGGAUAUUGUCAGGCAAUGAAUAUUCUGACAUCAGUGCUUCUGCUGUAUGCUAAAGAGGAGGAAGCAUUCUGGCUUUUGGUUGCUGUGUGUGAAAGAAUGCUCCCUGAUUAUUUCAAUCGCCGAAUCAUUGGUGCCUUGGUAGAUCAGGCAGUGUUUGAGGAGCUCAUCAGGGUUCACCUGCCUCAGUUGACAGACCACAUGAUGGACAUGACUUUUUUCUCCUCGGUCUCUCUCUCCUGGUUCCUUACCCUUUUUAUCAGUGUGCUGCCAAUUGAAAGUGCAGUCAAUGUGGUGGACUGUUUCUUCUAUGAUGGAAUAAAGGCAAUCUUGCAGCUGGGCCUUGCAGUGCUGGAAUACAACAUGGACAAGUUGCUCACUUGUAAGGAUGAUGCAGAAGCAGUCACUGUUCUCAACAGAUUUUUUGACAGUGUCACUAACAAAGACAGUCCUUUACCUCCAGCUGUGCAGCAGGGCUCCAACCUCAGUGAUACAAAGAGUGACCAUCCAAAAGUGGACAUCACUGACCUGAUCCGAGAGUCAAAUGAAAGAUACGGUGAUAUUCGCUACGAGGAUGUUGAGAGCUUGCGCUGCAGGAACAGGCUGUAUGUGAUCCAGACCUUGGAAACUACGACCAAGCAGAAUGUGCUACGCGUUGUGUCUCAAGAAGUAAAAUUCAGUCCUAGUGAUCUUGAAGAGCUUUAUGAAUUAUUCAAGAAGGAGCAUUUUCUUUCCUGUUACUGGAGUGUAAAUAGUCCUGUCCUGCAACAUCACGAUGCCAGCCUGCCCUACCUUGAGCAGUACCGGAUUGAUUGCCAGCAGUUCAGGGUUCUCUGCCAUCUCCUGAGCCCCUGGUCACACUGUGCAAACAGAGACUCUCUGGCUCUGUGGACAUUCCGACUGAUGGAUGAGAGUUCCAACUGCCUUAUAAAUUUCAAACAAUUUGCCUGUGUUCUUGAUACAAUGUAUAAUGGAAGCUUCACUGACAAGCUCAAGUUUCUUUUUAAGUUGCACAUCCCUCCAGCUUUUACGGAAGUAGAAUCUCUAAGCCCUUCCAAAGGGGAUGAUCUUUCAAAAGAAGAACUGAUCCACUUCAGCCAACUCAGUGUUUCAUCUGUUGGGGAUAAUCUUGAAAGUGAUUCUUUGAAGAGCAGCCCUGAAAAAGGGAAGGGGAAGGUUGAUAUUCAGGCAUAUCUGAAGCAAUGGCAAGAUGAACUUUUUAAAAAAGAAGAAAAUGUCAAGGAUUUGCCAAGAAUGAAUCAGUCUCAGUUCAUCCAGUUCUCAAAAACUCUCUACAAUCUGUUCCAUGGGGACCCUGAGGAGGAGCUCUUGUAUCGCGCCAUUGCGGUGGUGACCAGCCUCCUGCUGAAGAUGGAAGAAGUUGGCAGAAGGCUGCAGAGUCCUAUGUCACCUGUCACAAGUCCAGUUGCUGUUACAGAAGUGGCUGCUGAAGUGCCCAGAGAGAGGCAGGAGGAAAGCAGCUCUGAACAGACUGAAGGCAGUCGAGCACAGAGUUUACAAGGGAACCAUGAAUGGUCUUUUGCCUUUGAGCAAAUUCUGGCAUCCUUAUUAAAUGAACCAGCUUUUGUGAGAUUUUUUGAAAAACCUCAUGACAUAAAAGCUAAAAUAGAGAGUGCUAAAAAUUUACAACUUAAAGCAAGAACCAGAAUGUAAUUUUCUUUGCAUUCGACUCUGAAUUAAUCACAUAAAGUGCUUACAAAUGAAGGCUGUAACUAUGGAAAUCAAGUCUGGUGUUGACAUAGGAAAUGAAGUUUGAAGAAUUAGCUUCAAGUAUCAGAUUACUGGUAUGUAAUGUAAAUAAAACUAGUUUUAAGCACAGUCACUUUCUUGCAUUGUUCAUAAAUUUCAAUCCAAAUUAGGGACUGAAUAAUGAACUGCCUUUACCAUGUUAUUAAAACAUGCAGCAUUGCUUGGAGAUACUGGUUGUGUACCUGUUGCAAACCUGUCUGAAUCACUGUUAGAGUAGGUGUUCUCCAGGUUCUUUUCUAUUACUGUGAUAAAAGGAAUGACUUUUUCCCAUUUUCACUUUAAAGGAGUGUCAACAGCUUGGUGGUUGUCUUCCACAUCAAUUAGUUAUUUCCAAAUUGCUUGUGGACUAGGGCCAAAGCAGGGUGAAGACUAAGAACAGAGGCUGUGGUAGCACAGGACCAUGAGAUUAGAGAAGGAAGUUGCCCUGCUCACAAUUCCUCUGCUUUGAUGUUACCCAUGGGUCUGGACUGGGUAGAUUCCAGCCUCCCAUUUUUCUACCAAUCCUCCUACAAAGAAAAGGUGAAAAGGUUGGAAGAUUAUUUAGUCAUCCAGGCUGCACAAGGCUGCAGAAACGAAUACUGAUUGUUUAAAAUCAAAGGAAAGCAGUGGCUAAAUCUGGCUGACCACAGGGUGGUUGUAGUUUAUCUGGCAAAAGGAGACAUUGUUGGCUUCUUAGGAGCAUGUUGAUGAAAUGUGGAGUUUUGCUGGUGUUUGGAAAACCCAAGCACAGUCCAUCUGCAGCUGAGUGUUGACUAUUGAACUGCUUAGGGACAGAUUGCAGUUGCUUCUUUGCCUACCCUGAGUCCAUAUCUCAGCCCAGUAAUUACUAUUGCUUUUCUAUAGCUGCUGUAAUAUUUUCCGUCUGUCAGGAUUCAAGGCAACAAGAAAAUCCCCUUGAAUCUGACUUGAAAUUUUUAAUAUAUAAAAUAUGAUAUACUAGAGAUCCUGUGGAGGAAAGCUCUGCCCGUGUAAAAGCUGAGAAAUGUUGACCUUGAAUUUUUGGUAGCUAGUGCUAGAAGGAAUUUAGAGGAGAGUAAGAGCUUGUAUUUUAACAACAACAGCAAAGUAAGUGAGGAGUCUUGCUAAACUAGUUUAAAACAUCUGUUUCCAAAGCCUGUAUGACAAUCUUUCUCUGCAGAGCAGCAUUAUUUUUAUACUGUGCAUGUUUUUUUUAAAGAAGCAGAAUGGGUGAAUGGGUUUGGUAUCUUUCGGAGGCUUUUUGUGCAAUACUGGUGUGAAUGAAGAAUAAAACAAAUUUCUGAUGUCUUACAGGCACUUUGUGAAAUGCCAUCAUUGCAGUUGGUGUUAAAUUUAUGAAUUAUGUCUUACACUCUCCUUAAUACUCUCAGGUAUUAAUGUAAAAUAAAAUUUUACUAAGGAAGUCCAAAAGCUAUAUGAUAAAUGUGGAGAAUGAGGAAGCUUUUUUCAGAAGCCUUCACAAAGUAAUUGCAGUUGAUACCACAUACUGCUGAUUUGUAUUUUUAUGUAUAAAAUAUAAAAACUAAUUUAUCCAUUUAUGUGGAUAUGGAUAGGGCCACACUGUAUUACCUUUUAAAAAUAUUUUCACAAAGUUGUUUAGAAAUACAAAGCAGAUUAUAAUGUUUUUCUAGUCCAGGAUGUACCCAGAUAAGGCUUGAUCAGUGAGUAAUUCUGCUAAUAGCCACGAUGAAAUUAAUGAAGCCUCAUGAGAACAGAUAAAGCUGCCCAUACCAAAAGCUUUUGUAGGUUUAUGAGAGAUACUGUUCAUGUCAACAAGUAAUCAAAGCUGUGAAGUAUUUGCUAAUCAAAGUAACAAAGUAAAAAAGUCUUAAAACUCAAGGACUUUUUUGAUUGAGAUCCCAGAUGUGAAGAUCUAAGUGCAGAAGGUGAAGGAACUUGCAAAGUACAACAACCUUCUGUUGUUACCUGGUUAUAAAAAGGUGCUCAGUCUGUACAAUACCCUUUUCUGUUAGUGCCCACCCAAGAGACUGCAGAGCCUUUGUUUGGGGAGAGGUAGAUGUAUUAAAUGCCAAGGAGUAUAACCCAGAGGUAUGUUUGCUGAGCUAGUACCUCAGUGUACCAUAAAUUGAGCUCUGCUUGUGACAGAGGAACUCUGGAAUUAGUGUAUAUCUUCUUUCCUUCCCUUUCCUAUUCCAGAUCCUUCCAUCCCUAUUCCAGACAGGUUGGCUAACAAAUAGAUGCAGGUUUAGCUGGGACUGGCAGAGCUAGAGCAACAGCAGCUCGUUCCCUUCCUUCGUUACUGGAGAGUGAUGCCUUGACCUCAAAGCCCUGCACAGUCAGGGACAGAGAUCUCUGUGCUGUGCUGCUUCUUGGCCAGGUGAAGUUGGUGAUACAGAGAUGGCUCCAGACUCCCAGCACAUCACCUGAGGGUGCUGGGUGUGCACAUGAAGAGGAAGCAGCUUGGUUAAGUGAAUUCUAUUGUGUCAUUUAACUCACCUGGUGUUAGUUUUUUUCUGUGUGUUUCCAUGAAGUUUUCUGCCUUUAUUUUCAGGUUCAGUCAUAGGAAAUAAAUGAAGGUGCACUGUUCAGUACAAAGUAGACAGCUGUAGAUUGCUACAACUACUGAUGCUGUUUGUGGCUGCUGCCGUGUGACUUGGCAGCUGUGUCACGGUUACCCUGCAACACUGGCAGUGCCCGUGGGGAACUGCACAGUCCCUCCUUGUGAUUGUUGCUGUGUGCUAAGCUGCCUUUUGUCAGAGGUAAUCAGUAGCCUGGGGACAGCCAGCAGAGCUGUGAUGUUCCUGGUCUUGCCAUAUGGAAUGUGCUGUGCUGGAACCUGCUGCUGCUCCCUGUGCUCUGGGUGACAGCAACAGCCCUGACCCCCACAAGGAACUGGCUGCUUGGCCUCUGUGUGCCCAGCUCAGGGCCUGGGCAUGUGAGGGGAGGGAAUAGCUCAAAUAAUAAAAAUACCAGCUCUUUCCACCAUGGGAGACAACUGAUGGUAAUUAAACCAGUAGCAUUUUCCAAGACAUGGAAGUGACUGCUGCCAUAUGAUACAGAAAAAUCACUUUCUGUUUCCAUCCAUUUCUAAACCAAGCCACUUGUUCAUAAUUCUAAUGGCUAAAUAAUAAUGUAAUUUUAGAAGAGGUUGCUACCAUAGUGACUAAGAAAUAGCUGUGUGUUGAUUUUAUCAGAAGUUUCUCAUCAAAUUGUACCAUACAAGGUUCUUGAUUUUCAUUGCUGUUGUUAUCUGGACUAAAACAGAAGGAAACACUGAUUUGUUUCCAGAAAAAUAGGCUAUUUUGUCUUUUUUGCUAUAGCUUUGUCACUUUACCAAGACGGCAGCACAUGUUUGUGUUGACAGAUUGGCUUUUAUACAAUGUGUUGUAUGCAGAGGUAUUGUAAGACAAAUGGGGAGUUAAAUAAAAUGUUUUUUCCCUUAAGAAAAAAACCCUGUGUUUGAGGCACUAUUAUUUCCUGUGAUGGCCUGCUGCAGAGGUUCCUUCAAGAGUGUUGGUCGUGUUAAAGCCACAUUUAGUCAGUGCUUUGCAAAAACAAGGAGCAAGCCAAAGCCCCAGCUGGGACAGCAGCCUCCCAGAAGAGGAGGAAAAAUGGAGACCUGGAUUUUGAACCCUCAGCUGACUUCAGUGCUGAACUGCUGAGUACUGGCACAUGCUUUGUCCAUCCAAAUUCACCAUGUGCAGACCCUGAUGCCUGGUUCUUUCCAAUUUAUGUGUUGCUCCUGUUGCCUUUGGCACUGGCCAUGGAAAUCCCAGUCCUUGUCCUGAGCCCCAUCCCUUCAGCCGUCCAUGCACAUGGACACAAUGGCUGUUCUCUUGUCUCUCCUGCAGAGUAGAGAUCAGAUCCUGAUCCCUAACAGACCCACACCACCCAGGGAAUAACAAGAGAACAGAGUGUGUAAGAGGUCCUACAAGUAUCAUUUUAUUUCUUCUUAAUUUUUUUUAAAUACUAUGUACAAUCUGUUUAAAGCUUGUCAAAAUGCAUGAGCUCCCAUUCAAUGGAGCUGUGCAGGGACAUAGAUUCAAAACAAGAAUAAAAUCUUUACUGUUCAUAAGACACUUACUUUUUCCCAUUACAAAAUACUUUUAAGAAUAGUAACAUUUAUAAAUGUAUUUAUAUUCAACAUCAUAUAAAAUAAACCAAGAUUUAUACUCAA
Molecule: messenger RNA, 7667 nt
Organism: Lonchura striata (white-rumped munia)
Lineage: Eukaryota; Metazoa; Chordata; Aves; Passeriformes; Estrildidae
Gene: TBC1D8B
Product: TBC1 domain family member 8B
Source: RefSeq, a predicted model, not a curated record